Messenger RNA from Photinus pyralis (common eastern firefly), 2035 nucleotides. RefSeq lists its product as uncharacterized. Lineage: Eukaryota; Metazoa; Arthropoda; Insecta; Coleoptera; Lampyridae. Gene Ontology annotation, cellular component: chitin-based extracellular matrix. Gene Ontology annotation, molecular function: structural constituent of chitin-based larval cuticle. The coding region runs from base 137 to 1966 and encodes 609 amino acids. The record is from RefSeq and is a predicted model, not a curated record. The transcript is spliced from 5 exons.
CACGUGCCUCUGUAUCCCCAAGAAUUUUAAUUAAUAAGAUCCAUACUUGUCUAAUUACAACCCCACUUAUUUCGUCCCCAGUAUAAAAGAUUCAAAUUGAAUUUAAUUAAUUAGUUCUUCAUCAUCUUCUCGUGAUAUGGCUCUCAGGAUUGUGAGGAAUUUGGUUUUGUUCGCCGUUUACUUCAAGUUUAAUGUUUCCGGGCAGGACUUUAACAAUCUCGAGCCGGAUGGUUCAUUUUCAUUCGGAUAUAAUAACCCGGAUUCGUACCAUCGCAGUCAGGGAAAUAGAAAUAACGUAGUUCGUGGCGAUUUUGGAUCUAGGAACCCAGCAACAGGCGCCAUAGAUUCAAUACAAUACACUGCUGGUCCCAGAGGUUUUAGACCACGCGGAAAGAACGUUGCUCGACAAUACGAUUUUAAUCAAGUACGAACCGGGCCAAUUGGAUCACGUGAUGAUCCCAAUUUCGACCCUAAUGAAGAUCCUAGUUACAAUUUCGCCUUCAACACCAGAACAUACACUCGACAAGAAGCCGCUAACAGGGUUGGAGAUGUAACCGGGAAAUUUUCUUAUUUGGAUGACAUUGGUGAAAGACACAAUGUAGAAUUUAUUGCUGGUAAAAACACAGGCUUCCAUGUUAGAUCUCCGGUACCCGACAACAAACCGCUGCCGUUCUCCCCAAUUCAGUAUGUGGGAAAACGGAAACCAGUACCACGAGGCAGAACCACAGUUCAGCGAGGAUUAGACGGAAGUUACAGAUUUGUCUCCGGCGGACCAGACCACCGCAGAACCGAAACUAGCGACUCUACCGGUCACGUCAGAGGAUCUUACACCUACCUGGACGAUAAAGGCGUUAGACACUCGGUGCAUUACAUAGCUGGCCCUGAAACUGGAUAUCGCGUUUUGAAAAACGUGAAAGGUCCGCAUUUGCCGACUAUAUACCCAUUCAGCGGCGCGGAUAUCGUCCCACCGAAUUUCUAUAAUUACCCACUCCCAGACGAUGUUUUUGACACGGCCGCCACCGGUCUCGUGAAUCCAAACAAAAACGGUUUAAAACCUUCAAAGGAUCAAGGGGGUGGUACUGACGAUUUUAAUUACGGCUCCGGCGACGACUUUUUUGGUGGACGACCUAACUUUGGUUCAUCCGCGAAAAAGCCUAACCGGCCAUCUUACGAGGACGACGGUUCCGAUUUGGGAGAUAUCUUUGACACACCUUCAAAAGGUGGGUCAGGUAGACCAAAUUCAAAAGGAGGCAGUGGAGACUCAGAUGACGGUUCUUAUAAACCGAGCGGAGAAGACGGAUCGUAUCGACCGGACCAAACUGGCGGAGGCGGAUUGUCUAAACCUGGAAGUAAACCCGAUGGCGACGGCGUAACGGGGUCCGGAGGUACUGGGGGAAGACCUAGUGGAUUCGGAGGUCAACCAGAUGACGAUUAUGGUGAUUAUGGCGGCAGACCAACAGGUGAUAGUAAACCGUCGGAUUUCGGUAUGUCGUCACAAACAGGAGAAGGGAGCAGUGGCGGAACCUCAAAGCCGAAUCGACCUAAUUAUGGGAGUAUGGACGGAAGUAGUGCUAAUGAUGGAUUUAAUUUAUUCGACACUGGCCCAGCUACUGGUGGCGAUAGCGGUGCAUUUUCCAGUGCGGGAGGCGGCCCAGUAUACGAAGGAAAUGCGGGAAAAUUUGGCGCAUCUGGUGGUGGAUUUUAUAAUGAUGGGGGUAGUAGCAGCGGAGGAGGUACUUUAGUCACCAACAUCGGAGACCGACUGUUCUCGGUACCACCUGGUGCAUCAGUGCGGGCACAUGUCCAAGCUAUAGAUUUAUUACCCCUCAGGCCUAGAUCUCUUUCACCCAGUGAACAAUUGAAAAUGGAAACUAAGGAAUUAAAAGCGGAAAAUUCGGAUAACAAAGAGCAAGUAACUAACAGCGAAAACAAAGAAGCUGCCUCUGACGUUCUGCCAGAAAAAUAAUUAGAUUAUAAUAUUUAUAAUUUAUUGCAUGUUAUUUAUUGUGAAAUUUGAUUAAAUAAGUACUGAUAA